AUGAAUCAAGGAAGUUUUCAUAACAACUCUCCCAACAAUUAUCAAUAUAAUUCAAACUACGACAACAAUCAUUCGCAUGCACACCAACACCACGCGAGCUUUGUCAAUAACUACGACAACAAUAACGGCGGUAACCACCAUCAACCCAUGGGAGAUGGUAGGAAAAGGUUUAGAAGCUCAGGGAAUAAAUCAGAGACAAACGACAAACUUUCAUCCAGCAUGACUGGUGGUAGCAAACCUCCAUUCUGUGCUACAAAAGCUACUUGGCCAGUAACGGUAUCAUGUGAAAUGAACAUUGAAGAGUGGAAACAAGCUUUAGAUAGAGCGGGCUUGUUGCCAGAAAUGCUCCAUAUCCUUGAGGGUUUCAAAAUCGGUUUCGAUCAAGGGAUACCUGAUCAUAAGGUUGGUAAUGAGAGAUGGUUUACACCAGACAAUCACUCCUCAGCUGUCAACGCAGAAGAGAAGAUACAAAAAUCUAUAAAGGAAGAGGUAGAGGCCGGGAGAAUGUUUGGCCCAUUUUCACACGAAGAAGUAGCUGAAAAUUACGAAUUUUUUCGGACUAGUCCCUUGGGUUCAGUUGUAAAUGCAGACGGGAAGAUGCGUCCCAUCAACAAUCUGUCCUUCCCAAGGAAUGACAGCGAGAUAAAGUCGGUGAACUCUUAUGUGGAUAAGUUAGAUUUCACCACCACAUGGGACGAUUUCACGAUCGUAUCGACCUUUUUCAGAUCACAUUCCGAACUGUUUGAGCUUGCCCUUUUCGAUUGGGCAAAAGCUUAUCGGCAAAUUCCAACGAGGGAAUCACAGUGGAAGUACUUGAUGGUGAAGGACCUUCAUGGAAGACUCUACGUCGGCACCAGGAUUACCUUUGGAGGCGUUGCCGGAUGCGGUUCUUUUGGUUUGCCAGCAGAUGCCUGGAAACAAAUAAUGCAGUCAGAAUUCGAUGUCGUCAAAAUAUUUCGGUGGGUCGACAAUAAUCUUUUUGUCAAACAGAAAAAUUCCUCUUGCGACAUGAAAUCCAUAGCCGAGAGGUCGGUAAAAUUAGGAGUCGCAACUAGCGUUGAAAAAUGCUCAGAAUUUGCUGAGGAACAGAAAUUCAUAGGAUUCAUAUGGAACGGGGUUUCCAAGACGGUUAGGUUACCAGAUGCAAAAUUGGAAAAGCGUAAAGAACAAAUCAGAGAAUAUUUACAACCGAUGAAUGAAUUCAAGCUUAAUCAAGUCAAAAUUUUGGCAGGAAGACUCAAUCAUGUAUCGUUGCUCCUUCCGCAACUAAGAUGCUAUUCUAGAAGCGUCUACAGGUGGAUGAACAAAUGGAAGAAGAAAUGGGCUACGCGGGCGCCACCAGAAGACGUAAUAGAAGACUUAUUGUUUUGGUUAUCGACCCUGAACAGCUAUUCAAGUACCAGGCUAUGCCCCUUGUUAGACCCUACCAAGAUAAAUUGGGUAGGUGACGCGUCGACAAGUUUUGGAAUAGGCGUCCUCAUUGGAAGACGGUGGUCCCAACUGCGGCUGAAAGAAAAUUGGUCAGACGCAAGUCAAAAGCGAACGAUCGCGUGGCUGGAGACGGUCGCGAUCAGGAUAGGAAUCCUGAUGUUGCUGUCCAUAGGCACAAACUUGAAAGGCCGUAACUUCAUAGUCUGGACGGAUAAUACUACGACGGAGAACACACUACGAUCGAGAAAAUCAAGAGAUUUCCAUUCGAACAACGAAUGGAAACAAAUCCAGAAAUUACUGAUUACUGAGGAUCUAGACAUCACCCCUUCAAGGGUGACCUUGGCUGAAAACAUCUCCAAUGGAUUGUCGAGAGGGGUCCAAAGACCUCAUGUAAGGGAAAACAGGGUCUGGUUUGAUAUCCCCGACGACUUGUCCACCUUCAUGUUUCACGCAUAG
Puccinia graminis f. sp. tritici CRL 75-36-700-3 is the source of this 1887-nucleotide messenger RNA. RefSeq lists its product as uncharacterized. The transcript has 2 exons. NCBI's taxonomy places the organism in Eukaryota, Fungi, Basidiomycota, Pucciniomycetes, Pucciniales, Pucciniaceae. The record is from RefSeq and is a predicted model, not a curated record. The coding region runs from base 1 to 1887 and encodes 628 amino acids.